Sorex araneus (European shrew) is the source of this 7709-nucleotide messenger RNA. It is a transcript of the gene UCHL5, whose product is annotated as ubiquitin C-terminal hydrolase L5. The transcript is spliced from 11 exons. The record is from RefSeq and is a predicted model, not a curated record. Gene Ontology annotation, biological process: protein deubiquitination; ubiquitin-dependent protein catabolic process. Gene Ontology annotation, cellular component: cytoplasm; Ino80 complex. Bases 142 to 1131 code for a protein of 329 amino acids. Gene Ontology annotation, molecular function: proteasome binding; cysteine-type deubiquitinase activity. NCBI's taxonomy places the organism in Eukaryota, Metazoa, Chordata, Mammalia, Eulipotyphla, Soricidae.
CCGGAGGCUGUCGGGAAGUAGGCGGGGUGACGUGGGCUUGACGAGCUCCGCGGCGGGUUUGCUGAGCUCGGUGGCCGGCGGCAGCUGCUGCGGGGGGCGGCCGCGGCGCCAGGUGCUGCGGGGCGCUUUGUGGCCGGGGCCAUGUCGGGCAAUGCUGGGGAGUGGUGCCUCAUGGAAAGCGACCCCGGGGUCUUCACCGAGCUCAUUAAAGGAUUCGGCUGCCGCGGAGCCCAAGUAGAAGAAAUCUGGAGUUUAGAGCCUGAGAAUUUUGAAAAACUAAAGCCGGUUCAUGGAUUGAUUUUUCUUUUCAAGUGGCAGCCGGGAGAAGAACCAGCAGGCUCUGUGGUUCAGGACUCCAGACUUGACACGAUAUUUUUUGCCAAGCAGGUAAUUAAUAAUGCUUGUGCCACUCAAGCAAUAGUGAGUGUGUUAUUGAACUGUACCCAUCAAGAUGUCCAUUUAGGAGAAACAUUGUCAGAGUUUAAGGAAUUUUCACAAAGUUUUGACGCAGCUAUGAAAGGUUUGGCACUGAGCAAUUCGGAUGUGAUUCGGCAAGUACACAACAGUUUUGCAAGGCAGCAAAUGUUUGAAUUUGAUGCAAAGACAACAGCAAAAGAAGAAGAUGCUUUUCACUUUGUUAGUUAUGUUCCAGUUAAUGGACGACUGUAUGAAUUAGAUGGAUUAAGAGAAGGACCAAUUGAUUUAGGUGCUUGCAAUCAAGAUGACUGGAUUGGUGCAGUGAGGCCUGUAAUAGAGAAAAGGAUACAAAAGUACAGUGAAGGUGAAAUUCGAUUUAACUUAAUGGCUAUCGUGUCUGACAGAAAAAUGAUAUAUGAACAGAAGAUCGCAGAGCUACAGAGGCAGCUCGCAGAGGAGGAGCCUAUGGAUACGGAUCAGGGUAAUAAUAUGUUAAGUGCUAUUCAAUCAGAGGUUGCCAAAAACCAGAUGCUUAUUGAAGAAGAAGUACAGAAACUGAAAAGAUACAAGAUUGAAAAUAUCAGAAGGAAGCAUAAUUACCUGCCUUUCAUUAUGGAAUUGUUAAAGACCUUAGCGGAACACCAGCAGUUAAUACCACUAGUGGAAAAGGCAAAAGAGAAACAAAAUGCAAAGAAAGCCCAGGAAACAAAAUGAAGAUGCUUUGGAAUUUGUGCACAUUUCUGCUUCUGCACUUAAUUUCAUGGAAACCAUUAAGUAUAAAGAACUUAGAGUAACAUCCUAAUUGACUGCACGUUUGGCAAUGGUACCAGUCUGUCUUGUCUUUACUGCAUGGAUUCAUAAACCUUUCCCUACCUGCAUCAUGUGCAUGGAGAACAUAGUAAAUAAAAGUGGUGUUAGCGUGCUUACCCAAAUUCCAUUACUUAACCCUGGACCUGAGGACUCCUGAGGGUUUUCUGGAUUAUAACUACUGUAAUGAACCUAGAAAAUGCACAAAUGAUGUUUUUUUCUUGUAAUUGUAAUAAUUAAUCUUUCAAUCUUUAAGCUCAAUCAAGUGCUUAAAAUUUAUAAAUGUUAAAUCUUGACUAAACUGGAUCUCUUGUUUCAUCAUUCACUGUAUCACUGUCAUCCCGUUGCUCAUCGAUUUGCUCAAGCGGACACCAGUAACGUCUCCAUUGUGAGACUUGUUAUUACUGUUUUUGGCAUAUCAAUACGCCACUCGGAGCUUGCCAAGUCUCUGCCGUGUGGGCGAGAUACUCUCGGUAGCUUGCUGGGCUCUCUGAGAGGGACGAAAGAAUCAAACCCGGGUCAGCCACGUGCAAAGGCAAACGCUCUACCCACUGUGCUAUCGCUCCAGCCAGUUUCAUCAUUAAUGAAAAAAAAAAGUAUUUCUUCUUUUGAUACCUAAAUAUUUUGAGAAACUGAAAACUGAUUCUGUCUCCCAUACCAGUCAUUUACAAAAGUCAGAUCAUUUUGAAAGGACACGAGGACCCAUGUGGUUCCUAUUGACUUUCAUUGCUGCCAAAAGAAAAAGUCGUAAACAUUCCGAUUUCAGCAUACUUUAGGCAUUUGAGCUUGUUAUGAUUUAUAGAAUAAUUUUCAAGGAAUUGUAUUAUGUUUGAAAGCAAUAUUUUGGGUUAAUAGCAAAUGGUAAUUUUGAAGUUUUUGAUAUAAUUCUUGGUUUGAGCAACUUUCUCCCAACCUAUUAAACUGAAUCUGCAGUAAAAAUUAGAGGUGUCACAGUAGAGAUUUCAUGCUUUAAAGAGAGACCAGUGGUGGUGGCCGAGGAUCCUGUACCCGUUUCAGCUGACGUGGAUAGCCCAGUAGUUUCCAUGAACCGUGUGCCGAUAGCCCACAAGGGAGCUCCCAACCUUCUUUUCCAGGGUGAACUUAGAGCUAAGGGAGUCACUCCCAGCAGAGUGUGGAGCCCGUGGCUCCAGUGUUCCCAGUGGUCCCUGUGGAGCUGGGGCGUUGCGUCAUGCUGGGAGUGAACGAAGGGCCUACCUCUUGAGCUGUCCCAGCCCCAGUAAAGAAUCACCGAAAUUGACCUGUGACUCUUUCACCUUCUGUUAUGGAAAAGUUACUGUGUAUUUUCCCCCGCUUCCUUUUCCCCUGUUGAAGUGUUGAAUAAUUGGAGAUCACAUGUUGUGUUCGGGUUUAGUGUGACGCUUGCUGGGCGUGGCACUCCUUGGGUUGUGGCGCUUGCACCUGUGCUUGGUGGGGGUGGGGGGCAGGGGUUAGUUACACUCUUAGUUGAGGACUGGUGCACAUUCUGGUGGUGUUAGCCAGGCUGACAGUCCUGCUUCCAGGGCUGCACUCCUGACACACUUCUCACUGAAAGGCACUUGUUUUUAAGUCUUGUUCUCUUUUUGUGGUGGUGAUAGGGGGUGGGGGGACACACCUAGCAAUGCUUGGGGGACAAUAUGUGGUGUCUGGGAUUGAACUCAGGUUGGCUGCAUGCAAAGCAGUGUGCCCUACCCACUGUACUAUCUUUCUCUCCAGCUCCUGAAAGAUACUUUUGUUUGUUUGUUUGUUUGUUUGUUUUUGGGCAAACUCAGCAAUACUCGGGGGUUACUCCUGGCUCUGCACUCGGGAAUCACUCCUGUCAGUGCCCGGGGUCCCAUAUGGGAUGCCUGGGAUAGAGCCUGGGCCUGCUGCAUGCAAGGCAAGUGCCCUACUCCCUGUACUGUCACUCUGGCUGUGAAAGAUACUUUUUUAAAAUGAGAGCUGCAGUAUCAAGAUAUUUGAAAAAAAGUUGUAUGAAACUUGUGGUAAUAAGUAUAAGAUUUUUUUUCUUUCUGUUUUAAAAUACUUGCUUUACCUGCCACCUCUUUGCUGAUUGCAAGUGUACGGUAGCCCUUGGUGAUCAUUCUGCCAUUGAAUCCAGAAAUAUGACUGCCAGCUCUAAGUCAUGAAGUUGGAAAUGUAAAGAGCACUUCAGACACACACACACACACACACACACACACACACACACACACACACACACACUGCCAGUGGUAUGUUGAAAGUUUUUUUAUAAAGGGACAUAUUUAAAAGAAAUUCUUUGCUCAUUUCACUUUUGUCUUUUUCUGAAAUCUCACCCACUGAUAGGGUAGAUGGAGGCCCGUCUGUUUCAUGCCUUUUAAAAUAGCCAGCCAGCUCUAAGGCCUAUGCUUCUGUUACUGUAAACAAGGAAAGCUUGCCAACAGCUGCAGUACCGGCUAGUUUCAGCUCAUGUGUUUAGCUCCCAAGAUAGCUGCCCUUUUUCUGGUUGAGAGCAGUCAGCUUGACUGCUGCUAGAAUGAACAAAUAUUUGUUUUGAGAUCAUGAACCACAGGGACUUGCUCCCCUAUCAUUUAGACUAUGAUACUAUGGCAUUACAUGCAGAUAAUUCCUUACUUAAUCCUUUCAGUUGCUUAGAACAUUUCAAAAUACAUUCAGAAAUUUUUUUUUUUUCUGUAGAGGGAUAUUUUGGAAUUCCUAUAGGACCUCCCUCCCACCCCCGUAGGAUUUCUAAAGAAAGAAAAAUAAUAAUACACGCAUAACUCUACUACCAAGAGAAUUGCAUUAUUGUUUUAGUGUAUUCAGCAGUUUAGUAUGUAGUUUAAAAAAGAAAAGAUCCUGAUCUUUUAUACAUGUACUUUUGUUUUUGCAUGGCCUCUCCACCUGUCAAAACAGAUCUAUGUGGUCUAUACCAUUUUUAUUCAUAUUUUUUAAUUUUAUUUUUUUAGUGAAUCACCCUGAGGUACAGUUAUAGACUUAAUAACUUUUGUGCUUGCAUUUCAGUCAUACAAUGAUUGAGUACCAAUGCCUCCACCAGUGCCCAUUUUCCACCACCAAUGAUCCCAGUAUCCCUCGGACCACCCCCCAUACCAUUUUUAUUGAUUUUUUUUUGUUUUGUUUGUUUCCCUUUUUUGGGUCACACCUGGCCAUGCACAGGGGUUACUCCUGGCUCUGCACUCAAGAAUUAUCCCGGUGCUCAGGGCACCAUAUGGGAUGCUGGGAAUCGAACCCAGGUCGGCUGCGUGCAAGGCAAAUGCCCUACCUCCUGUGCUAUUGUUCCAGCCCCCCCAUACCAUUUUUAAAGUAGAUGAAUUGAUCACUUUUUGUAUCAUUAGUGACUCAUUGCAGAACAUUCAGAUAUUAAAAGGAAUAGCAAGUAGCACUGAGAAUUUUGAAACUACUUAGCUCCUUAUGAAGGCAUUGGGAGAUUUGGAAGAGGGGGCUUGGGCUGGGAUCUGUAAGAAUGACUCCCAGCAAAGCUUACAUUACUGAUACCCCAGUGAAACUGCCAUUUCUGGACUUCACCAUUGAAAUGACAGAUGCCAGAGAACUCCAUGGUAACUGUGAUCUAGGAAUGAAGGGCCAGCCCUGAUUGUGGCCAGCUAGGGACUAUACCCUAAAAUGGUGUUUCUCAACUGAGGGCCAUAAGGACCCUGUGGGCCCCCAGUAUAUUCCAAGGGAGCCACAGGUGACAAUGGCAAAAGUGGUGGUAGUGAUGGGGUGGGGGUUGGGGGUAUUAUUGAAAAAAGGUCCAGAAAUGACCUAGAAUGUAGAAUUAGCCCCUCAGUGACUUGGUCUGCCCCUCAAAACAGCUAUAACAGCAGGCAGAUCUUCCAUUCACUUUUCUGCAAGGGAAUCUGGGAAUAAACAUUUAGCUUUCCGCUUCUGAAGUGUAGAAGACAGCUAGGAGGAGGGAGAGAAGGGGAAGGAUGCUGAGUGCAAGUCCACUGUUUUUAUACCUUAGUGCGUUCUCCACUAAAACAAUUUUUACCUAGUCACUGUCACUCACUGUCAUCCUGUUGCUCAUCGAUUUGUUCGAGUGGGCACCAGUAACGUCUCUCAUUGUGAGACUUAUUGUAACUGUUUUUGGCAUAUCAAAUACACCACGGGAAGCUUGCCAGGCUCUGCUUGCCAGGCUGUCCGAGAGGGGCGGAGGAAUUGAACACGGGUUAGCCGCGUGAAAGGCAAACACCCUAUCGCUGUGCUAUCACAGUCAGUUCAUUUUUAUUUUAGGAAAGAGGGGGAAAAAUUUAAUUCCAUUGCCCAAAGAUAAUCAUUAUUUAUGUUCUGCUGUAUAUCUCUCCAGAGAAUGUACACUCAAAUUUAAAUGAAAAAGAUAUUUUUUAUGAAAAUACUAUUAUUUUGUUGCAUUUUAAAUACCAACAUGUUUGUGUUAAUAUUUUUUAAAAUGGUUUCUCAGUAUUCUGUUACAUAAAUAUGCUCUAAUGUGGUUAACAAGCCCCCCGAUAUAAGGAAUAACACAGAAGUAUAAAAGCCUGACACUGGGGGCUGGAGCCAUAGUACAGCCUGUAGGGCAUUUACUUUGCACACAGCUGACCCGAGUUCAAUCCCUGGUGUCCCUUACAGUCCCCUGAGCACCUCCAGGACUAAUUUCUGAGUGCAGAGCCAGGAGUAACUCCUGGGCAUUGCCAGGUGUAUCUGCCCUUCCCCCCAAGAAAAAAUUAGAAAGCAAACUGGGUGAUAUGAUAUCUUAAUUUUUAAGAAAGUGAUGUGACUUUCUAAAUCAGUUACACAUGAAUAUUCUUUAAUCUGUUAACCCACGGUUAAGGCCAAGUAGAAAUCAAUAGGAUAAAGAUUUUCCACAUAUAGCAUAUAUUGUCUUGAGAACUUGGGCAAUUUAUUCAGUAUAUGAGUUGUUUCACAUGCUGGCAGUGUAUAGUGGUGAAAAAACUCUGCCUUCAUGGUGAGACAGGCAGUAUGCAAGUGUAUAAUACUAACUUUUAAGUAGUAAGAAACAGAAGUAAGGCAGGGCGUAAGGAUGGGGAGGGCUGAGGCUUGAUAGGAUGCUAGUUCGUUUUAAGCAGAGACCUGUGUGAAGAGAAUUUUCUUUCUGACUCAGCACUAUGAAACUGGAUUGCAUACAGACUAAAAUAAUUCAGAGCAUUUCCAGUAAGGCUGAUGAAACUUGACUUGGAGUGACAACAUGAAAACAAUUAUUUAAAAAUUAUAUAGAAAGGUUAGGACCCCUGGCUUACAUAAUUUAUAGAUUAUCCAGAUAUUUUACAUGAUAUAUUUUUACCCUUCCUUGUGCUAAUGAUAUAUAGUACUGACUAAACCAUAAAACCUGGGAAUAAAAUGUGCUUUAAAAAUCAAUUUGAUACACAUUAUGACUAAACUCUAAACGUCAAGAUGAAAACAGUUGGGCCAGAGAGAGUGAGAGCUCAGAGGGCCAGGCCCCAAGCUGUGCGCGCUGGAGACCCGGCUUCAAGCCACAGCGUCAUAUGGUUCUCUGAGCAACGCUGAGGGCCUCCCAGAGCUAGGAGUAAGCCCCUGAGCACUGCUGGGGUGGCCAGAGGGCAAACAAAGAUCAUUGAAAAAUAAAGUGAUGUGGUAUUUAACAUAUUUCACUUAACACAGUACCCCAAGGUCCAUUCACGUUUUUUGCACAUGGCAAGAUUACAUUGAUUUUUGGUUUUGUUUGGGGGACUGUAUGGUGCUGAAGGAUUCACCUGGGCAUCUCGAGUGCAAGGUCCAUGGUACAGUCCUUUGAGCAAUCUCCCCAGUCCAAGCAGUCAGUAUUUCCCAUGGCUAAGUAGUAUUCUGGUGCAGUAUUCACAUUCUCAUCACUGAUCAAUGGACAAGGGUUGUUUUCAUACAUUUUCAUCGUUGAUCAAUGGACAUGGGUUGUUUUCCUGUCUUGGCUAUUGUAAAUGAUGCACAUAGAUAAAUGUAUAUGUUUUGGAUUUAGUGUUUUGCUUCCUUCAGGUAGAUGGCUGGGAAUAAAAUUUCUGGAUCACAUUUCUAGUUUUAACUAUUUUGAGGAAGCUACUUAAUUUUCUUUUUAUAGUGGCUGUGCUGAGUCUUACAACAUUUUGAAUGAAUUUAUCUCAUACAAGAGUAUACCGAAAGAUGCUUCCGAAAGUUGAAAUUGAACAGAACAUACGUUCUCUAUUUAUAUGCUUAUAUGUGUUACAACCUAUUUGAAUGAUAAUUUAUUGUACAGUCUAAGGCAUACCUGCAAUACCUUCUGAGCAAUAAUGUAAAUGCUUAUGGGAUACUCCCCAUUGAUGGCAAUUCUGGCAUCUCAAAUAUGUUAUUUUACUUUCUUCACUUUUCUUUUCCCUUUCAGAGAAGCCAUGUCUAUAACCUAGCUGUUCAAAGUGUGCUUUGUAGACCAGCAAUGUGUGACCCUGUUAGAACAAGAGAUCCUGCCCUAGACCCAUUUAACCAGAAUCUGCAUUUUAACAAGAUGCCCAGUUGAUUUGUAGCACACAAAAAUUUAACACAGUCUCAUAUGUAUGGAAAUAAAUAUUGACUUUAUAUCAAUA